Doryrhamphus excisus (bluestripe pipefish) is the source of this 1460-nucleotide messenger RNA. The record is from RefSeq and is a predicted model, not a curated record. NCBI's taxonomy places the organism in Eukaryota, Metazoa, Chordata, Actinopteri, Syngnathiformes, Syngnathidae.
UGUAGUAGGAAGUUUGGCGGGAGUUUUUUUGGGCAGUGUUGUUAUGUUCAAUUAACGUAGCCAUUCGUCCUCUCAAGUUCCUGAGUUUUUGUCCAAAAAGAGUGACUCUAUUCGCUUGCACCCGGAAGUGAUGUACAGUUGUGGUACACGAAGAUGCCGUGCUGUACAUUCUCAUCUUGAGCGGUGAAUUUGUGUUACCUCGUGGUUUCUCGUGUGACAACAGUUAAAUAUUUGGAAAAAAAAGAGCAAGCAUGAGCAGCUUGGCUCCAGGCCUGAGUCUUCACGCUUGUUGCUGUGAUGAAACAACAGUCUCCGGUGAUUCUGCAGACACUCAGGAGCUCUCCAAGCAACAACCUCUUCUAGGACUGAAAUUAGCAUCACAUGCAGUGCUGGAGAAAGUGCAGCAGAGGGGCAGGUCAAAGUGUGCUAAAUGCGGAGGAUCAAGGAUGUUCUUCUGCUACACAUGCUGCUUAUUAGUGGACAUCAAUCUGCAAGAAAUUCCCGACGUCAAGCUUCCAGUGAAGAUAGACAUCAUCAAGCACCCCAAUGAGACAGAUGGCAAGAGCACUGCUGUUCAUGCCAAGAUUCUUGCACCCGGUGAUGUCACUAUAUACACAUACCCCUGCAUUCCAGAGUUUGAUAAAGACAAGGUUGUGUUGGUGUUCCCUGGACCAGGUGCUGUCACAGUGCAAGACAUAAUGCAAUGUUUGCACGAGAGGACACGUAACCCCUCUGGUGAACCUUGGUUAAAGAGACGGAAAAUAGAAAAUGCACCAGCUGCCACACACACCGCAGAGGACCAUGAGUCAGGGACCGCAGAUAAAAGAAAGAGCUCAGAAUCAAGUGCACAUCCUCUCCAGAGGGUGGUCUUCAUUGACAGCACGUGGAACCAGACCAACAAAAUCAGCACAGAUGAGCGGUUACAAGACCUGCUCCAAGUUGAGCUGAAGACGAGGAAAACAUGUUUCUGGCGCUCUCAGAAAGGAAAACCAGACACAUACCUGGCCACGAUUGAAGCCAUCUACUAUUUUCUCAAGGACUUCCAUGAGCAAUGCCUUGCUCAAGAGUACAACGGAGAAUAUGAUAACCUUCUCUUCUUCUACUCCUACCUGCACACAGUUGUCAAUAAGUCGAUGGAUAGAAAGAAGGAAGCUUUGAAGAGAAGGGAAAAACAGUAAGAGACAGUAAAUCCUUUGGACAAGUUUACUUUGAUUUUUGGGACAGUAACUUUGAGUUGAGUCGUUGAAUAAAAUGCAGAGGAUUUACAAUGACAUAUAAGCCUGGUUGAUAUGUGAAUACAAGGAGAAAAGUGUCAACAGAUUUUGAGAGUGAACAAUUUUGGAUUAACACUUGCAUGUGCUAUUUGUGUAGCUUAUUUUUAUUUCUUGGUUCUGUAAACCACAAAACACAUUGCGUACAAAAUGAUCUUGGUUACCAAAUUGCAAGUUACACCAAUUUGA